UUUUGCCCUCCCUCCAUUUGCGUUGUCUGUUUUGGCAGACUCGGUCACUGUGUAUCACAGGGAUGAUGAUGAACAGUGGAGUAGAAUGGUAGAAUCUCUCGAUCGAUCGACCGCAAGGCCAGCUAUGGUGGAAAGAAUCGCUACCCAAAUGCCCGCGCUCACAUUUUAGGUGUUUAUUUUCCCAUUUGGAGGAGGGAUGAGGAAGAGGAGCCGAAGGAGGAGUGGCGAUUUUGGGCGUGGCAUGGGAUCUCGCCAGUGGCGGCGGCGAGCUUAGAUCUAGGCAGGGUCGCGGCAGGACGGAGCUAGAUUGCUGCUUGUCAUGGGUGUGAAGAUGCAUCGUUGCCAUCGACAGCGCCGUCGCUAUCAUCAUCAUCGGCGUCUUGUUCUUCGCCGGAGCUAGAGGAAUUUGGUUCCGGCGAUGGCAGAUCUUGCGAGAAAUGGGGCCGUGGAGCGCGACAUUGAACAGGCUAUCACUGCGCUGAAGAAGGGAGCCCAGCUCCUCAAGUAUGGGAGACGAGGAAAGCCAAAGUUUUGCCCAUUCCGGCUCUCCAAUGAUGAAACACACUUGAUAUGGUACUCUGGAAAGGAGGAGAAGAGUUUGCGGUUGAGCUCCAUCACAAGGAUUGUCCCCGGCCAGCGAACUGCCAACUUUCAGAGAUAUCCGAGGUUAGAGAAGGAGUAUCAAUCGUUCUCGCUCAUUUAUGGCAACGAUCGCUCGCUCGACCUGAUUUGCAAAGACAAGGACGAGGCCGAGGUGUGGUUCGUGGGACUCAAAGCUCUUGUCUCCGGGGGCCAGUUAUCACGCCUGCGAUUUGACUCGAGGAGCGAAUGCGGUCCUCCCUCGGACUCAAACAGCCCCGCGACGUGGUCCAGAAUCUCUCCAGCGAGCUCCCCGUUCGGAAACGUUGAUAAUCUUCCUCGCCAGGAUGGCCGAGAAGCUUUCCGCUUCCAAAGUCCAUACGGAAGUCCCCCACGCUACGCUCUCCAGCAACGCAGCUUCUCUCCGGGAGCACCAUCGCUCGACUCCUCCUCCAAACUCUUCCUAGAAAACGCCUCCACGGCGGGAUCUCUCCACUCGGACAUGAGCUCGGAGCCCGCCGCCAGCGUCCUCCACCUCCGCGGAGGCGCCGCCGCCGCCACCUCCGCCGCCAUCCCUCUCGACGCCAACUUUCGCGUGAGCAUGUCCAGCGCCGUGAGCUCGUCCAGCCAGGGGUCCGGCCAGGAAGAAGGCGACGCUCUCGGCGACGUUUUCCUGUGGGGUGAGAGCGUCGGCAGCGGCGAUGGUGGCAUCAAAACGGAUUCUUUGCUGCCCAAGGCGCUUGAGUCAGCGGUGGUGCUCGACGUUCACCACAUCGCGUGUGGAAACCGGCACGCCGCGCUGGUGACCAAGCAAGGCGAGGUGUUUUGCUGGGGUGACGAGAGUGGAGGCCGGCUGGGACACGGAGUGGACGUCGAUGUCGCGCAUCCCAAGCUCGUCGAGGCGCUGGCCACCACCAACACCGAGUUCGUGGCUUGCGGAGAGUACCACUCUUGCGCGGUGACGCUGUCCGGGGACUUGUUUACCUGGGGAGAUGGAACUCACAGCUAUGGACUCCUCGGCCACGGCAACGAUAUCAGCCACUGGACUCCGAAGCGAGUCGGGGGUCCGCUCGAGGGGAUCCGGGUCUCGUCCGUGGCGUGUGGAGUCUGGCACACGGCGCUCGUCACCUCGGCUGGCCAGCUCUUCACUUUCGGCGAUGGGACUUUCGGAGUUCUCGGCCAUGGAGACAAGCGAAGCGUGGCUCUUCCGAAGGAGGUGGAGUCGCUCAAAGGUCUCAAGACGGUGAGAGUGGCUUGCGGAGUCUGGCACACGGCGGCCGUGGUGGAAGUCAUGGUCGGGUACUCGAAUGCCGGGGGAUCGUCCGGGAAGCUCUUUACGUGGGGUGACGGAGACAAAGGCCGGCUCGGCCAUGGAGACAAGGAGCAAAAGCUUGUGCCAACAUGCGUUGCUGCGCUGGUCGACUAUAACUUCAAGCAAGUAGCUUGCGGACACACUCUCACGGUGGCGCUGACGAUCAAUGGCCGAGUUUUUACGAUGGGAAGCAGCCUCUACGGGCAACUUGGGGACGUCCGGGCUGAUGGAAAGCUUCCCGGGCUUGUGGAAGGCCGGCUGUGGGAAGCUUUUGUGGAGGAGAUAGCUUGCGGGGCUUACCAUGUAGCUGUUCUCACUGCCAAGACGGAGGUGUAUACGUGGGGUAAGGGAGCGAAUGGAAGGCUCGGGCAUGGCGACGUGAUGGAUCGAAACACGCCAACUUUGGUGGAGGCGCUGAAGGAGAAGCAAGUCAAGAGCGUGGCUUGCGGCUCGGGAUUCACUGCCGCGAUUUGCUUGCAUAAGUGGGUGUCUGGAGCGGAUCAGUCGCUCUGCUCGGGUUGCCGGCAACCGUUUGGAUUCACUCGCAAGCGGCACAAUUGCUACAACUGUGGACACGCGUUUUGCCACUCUUGUAGCGCCAGGAAGGCGCUCAAGGCGUCGCUGGCUCCGAAUCCAGCGAAGCCGUAUCGGGUCUGCGAUCCUUGCUUCGUCAAGCUCAAGAAAGGUGGCGAAGUUCUGCUUCCUGGUGGCGGUGGUGGGGCUGGAGUGCCGAGGAAAUCAAUGGUGGCGACGCAAGGACAACAAGGUGGUCGACGAGCUUCCGAAGUUCUUACUCGAGCGGAGAGGCCCGGCGAAGGGAAAGCUGCAAAGCCGCCGGUUGGAGGGAGUGAUGCGAGGAAACUAAGCGAAGGGUCUGUGAAGAAGCCGAGGAAGCUGGAGCUCCAGCCCGAGCAGCAGCAGCAGCAGCAGCAGCAGCAACCGCAGUAUCAUCUCAACCAGGCUUUGCAAUUCUCGAGCUCGGUCCAGCCGUGGGGUGCUGUGGACAUUCCCUCGGUGUUUAAUCCGUAUGCCAGCGGCGGGAGUGGCAGCAGUUUGAGACCUUUGGUGUCGGCUCUCUCGGUCCCGACUUCCAGGGUGGCUUCCAGGAGCGUUUCUCCACUCUCGAGGAGGCCGAGUCCUCCUCGCUCGGCCACUCCGACUCCGACUCUGGCUGGCCUUGCGACUCCGAAAACGCUGGUGGAUGAGCUCAAGAGGGAGAACGAUGUUGUCAACCACGAAGUUGUGAAAUUGAAAGAACAGGUCGAGGAUUUGAAUCGAAAGCUACUUCAACAAGACGCGGAGCUACGAAGGUCCGCGCAACAAGUCCAAGAGGCUCUGGCAAUCGCCGGCGAGGAGAGUGCAAAGUGCCAAGCAGCAAAAGAAGUAAUCAAGCAACUCACAGCACAGCUCAAGGAAAUGGCUGAGCGAGUCCCAGCCGGACUCCAUCGCCACAAGCAACAGCAGCAGCAACAGUUCCACCACGACCAACUUCCAAACGGCGUCCAUCCUCCGGUGACAACUCUAGACUCGCUCUCGGUCACCGAUGACGAAGGUGGCUACUCCACGGCUCACUUGAGAUACUCGCUGGGAGCUCUCACUCCAAAUCUUCGCAGCAUCGCUCCAGACACGAAUGGCCUCGCCAGUCCUGCACAGCAGCAGCAAGCUUCCAGUCGAAGGCCAAGUUUGCUCACUCGAGCUUAUGACACCGAUGGCGAGAAGACGGACACUGGAGGAGGCCCUGAGCCCGAGAACGAUUGGGUGGAACAAGACCAGCCGGGAGUUUAUCUCACACUAUGCGUGCUUCCGGCCGGAGGAAGGGAGCUCAAGAGAGUGAGAUUCAGUCGCAAGCGGUUUAGUGAGAAGCAAGCCGAGCAAUGGUGGCAAGAGAACCGGCAGAGAGUCCACGAGCAAUACAACAUUCGCAGCGUGGAUCGAACGGCCCCGGGAAACAAACUGUGAGUACGCUCAGCGUUCUAUCCCGGAAGCAAAAGGAUCUUCGUUAUUACGAUGAAACGAACUGGAGCUCUUCCUUUCAACCAUGCUAUUAAUUGUUUGAAGGUAAACUAGAACGCAUUGCUGUGAAGGAUGAUGAUUUCUUCUUCCUGUGCAGAGAAUAGAGAAAAGAAUCCAAAGAGAUACAUGUACAAAAGAGAAGAGAAGAAAGUGAAAAGAGCUCCUCCAUUUGUGUUAUGAAAUGGAUUAUUUUGUGUAAUAUAUUGAGAAAAACAAACAUUUUUUGAAUUACA
Molecule: messenger RNA, 4137 nt
Organism: Selaginella moellendorffii
Lineage: Eukaryota; Viridiplantae; Streptophyta; Lycopodiopsida; Selaginellales; Selaginellaceae
Product: PH, RCC1 and FYVE domains-containing protein 1
Exons: 9
Coding region: 419-3850 (1143 amino acids)
Molecular function (GO): metal ion binding
Source: RefSeq, a predicted model, not a curated record